Medioppia subpectinata is the source of this 1554-nucleotide messenger RNA. The record is from the annotation of a GenBank genome assembly. Lineage: Eukaryota; Metazoa; Arthropoda; Arachnida; Sarcoptiformes; Oppiidae.
GUUUUAGUAUUUAUUUUUGUCAAUAUUUGUCAUCAAUAAGUUUUGAAUUGACAAAAACGUGUUGUGCUUUUGUAUUUCAAUUGAAUGCAAAGAAAAAGUGAUUCAAUACACAAGAUGUCAACGCAAACGACAGGCCAGACCGCGGCUCAGGGCGCGAGUCAGCACACUAUCAUCAAAUCGGAAAUUGAUUUUCAAAGAUUGAUUAACGGAGAAUGUGAUCGUUUAGUGUCUCGGGCCUCAAACCUCCUGCAAAACAAGUCGUUCACUGACGUGACAUUCAUUGUCGGUCCGCCACAACACUCCAAGAAGUAUGUCGGCCAUCGGGUCCUGUUGGCCAUGACAUCUCCAGUGUUUGAGGCCAUGUUUUACGGAGAUAUGGCUGAUAAGAGUAAAGUGAUUCGCAUACCAGACAUCGCGCCCAUUGGCUUUGAGAAUCUGCUCCGAUAUGCCUAUACGGACUCUUUGAACUUAAAUUCAGUGGAGGACGCGAUGCUAACGGCAUACGCGGCCAAGAAAUACCUUUUGCCCCAUUUGUUACGGGAAUGUCUGACCUAUAUUGAGAAGAAUAUCACUCCUUCGAGUGCAUGUGCUGUCUAUGAGUUCGCUUCUGCUCUCAAUUCACAACAACUCGUCUAUCAAUCGAUGAACACAAUCGACAGACAAACAUAUCAUUGGACACAAAAUGAAUGCAAACGAAGGGCUGCCAACUCUAACGACUGGUCGGUUAUUAGGACUCUUCUCGACGAUAGUACUGUAAUGAAGAACAUACGGUUCCUAACGAUGUCGGCCGAAGAGUUCGCGCGAGUCGUGUCUCAGACCACACAGAAUACGGUUCCCAAAGAGAAUAGCGACGAACAGCAGCCCUCGUAUUUGCCGGCGGAGAACGCCUUCAUGUCAAAGGGCGAGCAAAUCGCGAUCUUCAUGAAUCUGGCCAUUCCUGGAUUAGUUCCCAUCGCCAAAGGACUCAGUCAAGAGACCACUCCUCGAUGCGCACCCCCGGAGUAUUUCACAGUAAGACGGUAUAAGCCGGUCACUUACGCCACGACCACUACAUUAGCGCACGCCUCUCAGGGCGCCGGCGGAGGCAAUAAACCCAUUAAAACGGUUUGCACUAAAUUUCAAGUCAUGAAUUCAGAUCUAUUCAUUGUCGGCGCUUCCAUUCCUAUCCGAUUGGAUCCCGGUUAUUAUUCGGUUCGCACUCCAAAACUCGACUGUCAGUUGAAGUUUACAUCAAAAAUGGGUGUUUCUAGCGAUGGGCCGAUGGGUCAGAGAGAACAGGACGACGCCAUACUCUUGGAUACUGUGGACGACUCAAUAACUUUGGUCAUAUCAAAGGACAAGGACUGUCACGUCAAACUCAAGAGACCCUUAUGCGUAAAGAAGGGUAAUUUCAAUGAACUGCUUCUCACGUUUCAAUCGCCAACACUUAAUGACGAUAUCGUUGUUAUCAAAGGACAUCGAAAUAAGUCGACUCAGACCGAGAUAGUGGACGGGGAGGCCAUAAGUUGGGUGUUCUUCAAGUCAAGUGGACUCGAAUUCAAUGAAUUGUAUUAG